AUGGCUAAUAUUGAAACUACUAUACAUUUUCGCAUUGAUGGAGAUGGUAUUUUUGUGCAUAAUAUUGAUUUAGCUAUACUAAGUGUUGGGGUACUAAAAGAUAGACUUCUGACGCUAGGACAUAUUACUUCUAGGGAUGCUAGACUCUGCAGAAUCAAUUGGGGCAGAGAAAUAGAAAUGACUAUGAGGUCUGGUGCUUUGGUCAAAAAAUAUUUCGGCAGAGAGCAUUAUUCCAAUCUCGACCCCAAUCUAAUUCACAUUGGCAUAAAAAAUCUUCCUACUGAAAUAAUGACAUCGGUAGCCUUAGACACUGAUAAAUAG
Messenger RNA from Funneliformis caledonium, 321 nucleotides. The record is from the annotation of a GenBank genome assembly. Lineage: Eukaryota; Fungi; Glomeromycota; Glomeromycetes; Glomerales; Glomeraceae.